Messenger RNA from Leptosomus discolor (cuckoo roller), 213 nucleotides. The record is from RefSeq and is a predicted model, not a curated record. Lineage: Eukaryota; Metazoa; Chordata; Aves; Leptosomiformes; Leptosomidae.
CUUUCCAUUGAAAUCGGAACAGAAGUUAAAAACCAAAAUAAGAUGCUAUCGGAAAUGGAUACUGACUUUGACUCUGCGGGUGGACUCCUGGGCGCGACUAUGGGCAGGCUGAGGAUGCUCUCCAGAGGAAGCCAGACAAAGCUGCUCUGCUACAUGAUGCUCUUUGCGUUGUUUGUGUUUUUUGUAGUAUACUGGAUUAUUAAACUGAGGUGA